AUGGACAAGGUUCAAUUUCAGCUCGAAUCUACCCUCCCGGAGCUCAAGGACCUCCACGAGAAAGGUCUCUUCACCAAGAACGAGAUCAACGAGAUCACUAGAAGAAGGACAGCAUUUGAAAGUGCCCUCAUCAGGAGAAUUCAGAGAAAGGAAGAUUUCUUCAGAUAUGCCCAGUACGAGAUCAAUCUUGAACGGUUGCGCCGUGUCCGAUGGCGAAAGUUGCGCUACCACAUCAACCCCCCUCCUCCCUCCGCUUCCACCUACUCUAUCCAAAGAAGAACACUCUACAUUCUCAAGCGGGCUACGAGCAAGUUCCCCCAAGACCUGUCUGUCUGGUUGACAUAUAUCCAAUAUGCGAGUCGGGAAGGUAUGAGGAAGGUUGUUGGACAAGGCAUUCUUGUUAGGGCAAUGCAAUUCCACCCCACAUCUUCAACCCUCUAUCUUCUCCAAGCAUACUACCACCUCCACCCGGCUUCUCCUUUCCCCGACUCCAUCCUCCCCUCUUCCUCCAAAUCACCCCUUUCACUCGAAGAACAGGAUCCCGACGACGUCCCCAUCUUUGCCAUUGAAGGCAUCUCCCCCGCGCGAACAGCGCUCCUCAUGGGCCUGCGUCUCGUCCCGGCGUCACCAGAAAUAUGGACCGAGUACGUUAAGAUCGAGUUGGGUUGGGUGGAAGCUUUGAGGAGGAGAUGGAAGGUGCUCGGUAUCAACGAUAUCAACAGCAAGGGAAAGCAGGUGGAAGAACCAGAGUUUGAGGGCGACAUUGACGCCCUCCGAGGUGGUGAAGGAGCGUUCGGAGAGGAAGGAGAGGAAGCGAGGAAGCAAAUCCUUUCGGGACAAUUGGUCAUCCACGCUCUUACCUCGGCACUGAAAGCGAUCAAGCCUGAAGCUGUCAUUGAAGGAAAGAAGGUCGGGGGUAUGUGGUAUCGCCAGACUCUGCUGGAUCUCUUCAGAGGAUACCCCAGUCCUCUGAGAGCCAAGUGUCUGGGGGUGGUAUACAAUGAGCUGGAGGAGAUUGCUACUUCCGUGUCGGAGGCGGCUUCUCAAGCUCGUUUGUUGUCCAUCUCCAGGAGACUCUUUGAAAAGCCAUACGCGGAAGGGGAAGAGCCUGUCAAGGAAGGCGAGUAUGUCCUCUCCGGCGUCGAGCUCGUAGAAGAGUUUGGCAAGAUUGGAAAGAAUAUUCGCAAAUCUGCGAAAGGCGCUCAGAGUCAACAGUGGAUAGAAGUCGCUGGAGAGUGGCUGAUUGGGCGUAUUGAGAAGCAUGGAGAUUACCCUGAACUUAGAGACUAUCUCCUCUCACUCGCUGGCAGCCUCACAAAAUCGUCUCUCCACCCUCCAGCUUCAUACCUCAUCGCCCAUCUCCAUCUUCUCUCCUCCCUCUCCUCCCCCGAACUCCUCCCCACCGCCCGCGCCCACUCCGCUCAAUAUCCCGCGAACGCCACCAUUCAGUCCGUCCGUCUUUCUUCCGAGCUUUCCUCUGCCUCUGCCGACAACAAUGAUGAGACAAGAAAGAUGUGCGAAACUGUCGCGCGUUCUGUGAUCCUGAGCGAAGACAAGGAGGGUGUGUUGGCUAUCUGGAAAACGUGGGCGAGCUGGGAGAACGACGUUUCGUCUCCCGAGCAGCUCGAAAAGAGGUGGGAGUACAUCUUGAAGCUGUCUUUGAAGAUUGGCUCGACAGUCGUGGGAUUGCAUGACCAGCUAUUGCCGGCAUACAUCCUCUCGCUUUACGAGAACACUAGCCAGGGGCUCGAUGUCAUCUCCAAGAGCGUUUUGGGGAGGUACAGGCCUUCCCCGAUGAUCUUUGCCCAGGUCUUUGAAGCCCUCAAGUCGAGUGAAAGAUCUCCCUCUCCUCAAGAGAUGCAGGGAUUCUUCCAGAGCUGGAAAGCCCUCACCCGCUCUCCCACCGACCUCUUUGAAGUUUCCGCGGCCCACUUGACGUAUCUCGUUGAGACGGGUAAAGGGGCGGAAGGGUACAAACUGUAUCAGACAGCGAGGAGAGAAGUUGGGGAGGGGUUGGAGGGACAGUUGGAAAGUGUUUGGGUAGGUAUUUUGGAGAAGGCCAAAGAGGAAGAGGAGGGUUCUAGUGGAAGCGGGAGUGAAAGUGAGAGCGGAGAUGAGGAUGAGGAGAUGAGCGAGGCGUAG
Cryptococcus wingfieldii CBS 7118 is the source of this 2142-nucleotide messenger RNA. Its product is annotated as U3 small nucleolar RNA-associated protein 6. The record is from RefSeq and is a predicted model, not a curated record. Gene Ontology annotation, cellular component: small-subunit processome; Pwp2p-containing subcomplex of 90S preribosome. Gene Ontology annotation, biological process: maturation of SSU-rRNA from tricistronic rRNA transcript (SSU-rRNA, 5.8S rRNA, LSU-rRNA). The transcript has 4 exons. Lineage: Eukaryota; Fungi; Basidiomycota; Tremellomycetes; Tremellales; Cryptococcaceae. The coding region runs from base 1 to 2142 and encodes 713 amino acids. Gene Ontology annotation, molecular function: snoRNA binding; protein binding.